Messenger RNA from Penicillium manginii, 3702 nucleotides. RefSeq lists its product as uncharacterized. The coding region runs from base 1 to 3702 and encodes 1233 amino acids. NCBI's taxonomy places the organism in Eukaryota, Fungi, Ascomycota, Eurotiomycetes, Eurotiales, Aspergillaceae. Gene Ontology annotation, molecular function: protein binding. The record is from RefSeq and is a predicted model, not a curated record. The transcript has 4 exons.
AUGGCAGCCAUUGCAUCGCAAAGAGCUUCGAACUAUGGGAUUCAGUUGGAGCAGAACCAUGGCAACAUAACUGCAAACUUUGGUAAGUUGGAGCCCCUAAACAUAGUACAAUCGGAAUCCCUCUUAAAUCAGGAAUGCUUGCGGGACCUUCGGACAACCAACCCGUAUGAUGACAAGAAUCGUAUUCAAGCGACCAAUGGAGGACUGUUAAAAGACUCAUACCGCUGGAUUCUCGAGAAUGGCCAGUUCAAGCAAUGGCAGAACGACCAAGGUACUCUCCUCUGGAUCAGGGGAGAUCCCGGUAAAGGCAAAACAAUGCUUCUGUGUGGCAUAAUCGACGAAAUAACAAGUGCUGCUGAAGAGGAUACCAGUAUCUCGUUCUUUUUCUGCCAGGCAACUGAUCCAAGGAUCAACACCGCAACUGCAGUGCUUCGCGGCCUAAUCUAUUACCUCGUGCUGAAAAGGCCAGCUCUUCUCUCUCAUGUACGAGCGAAAUAUGAGCAAAGUGGCAAACGGCUUUUUGAUGACAUCAAUUCAUGGAGCGCCCUGACAGGUAUUCUCACUGAUAUCCUGGAGGAAUUGACCUGCACAUAUUUGUUAGUCGACGCGCUAGACGAAUGCACAACAGGGCUAUCCUCACUCAUCGACUUCAUCGUCCAACAGUCAGCUUCAAGUCAGCGGGUGAAGUGGGUCGUUACUAGCCGCAAUUGGCCUGAGAUAUGUGAGCCUCUUCAAAUUGUGACUGAAGUAACGCCGAUCUCGCUUGAGCUAAACGAAGCGUCUGUGUCCGAAGCCGUGAAGAGCUUCAUUCAGCAUAAGGUUAAUCAACUAGCCGUGCUGAAGAAGUACAAUGAUGAGACUCGGCAUGAGAUCGGCCAGUAUCUAUUGUCACAUUCGCAAGAUACCUUUCUCUGGGUGUCUUUAGUCUGCCAUGAACUUGGCCGAACUCCUCGAUGGCGCGCUCUGGAGAGAGUGAGGGGGCUGCCACCGGGUCUGAAUGCACUAUAUGGCAGGAUGAUGGAGCAAGUCCAAAAAUCAGAUGACGCAAAGCUCUGCAAACAGAUGUUAGCUACCAUGUCAAUAGUCUAUCGCCCCAUUACUCUUGAUGAGCUUCAGUCUUGCGUCGAGCUACCUCAGGUUUUCACAGGUGACUUCGAGGCUAUAGCCGAGAUCAUAGCUCUUUGUGGCUCUUUUUUGGCUUUACAGAAAGAUACUAAUGCCAUUGUCUUUGUCCAUCAGUCUGCGAAAGACUUCCUCUUGAAAACUGCAUUUUCCCAGGUUUUCCCUAUGGGCCUGGAAGCAGAGCAUCACAAUAUUUUUCUUCUUUGCUUCAAAGCUAUGGAAAACACGCUUCGACGCGAUAUAUUCGAUAUCAAGCUGCCGAGUCUUUCAAUUCAAGCUGUCCAAACACCCACCCCAAGCCCAUUGGCACCUGCAGAGUAUGCAUGUGUUUAUUGGUCUAGUCAUCUUCGACAUUGUACUAGUCGCACCAUAAUUGCAAGUGGUGAUUUUGAAGAGAAUGGGAGAAUCGACAAGUUUCUCCGGCAUAUGUAUCUUUACUGGCUUGAAGCUCUCAGCCUUCUUGGCACAAUAUCAGAGGGCAUCUUUGCAAUUUUGGAGCUCGAUGCCUUACUUCUGAGAAUGAACAGAUCGGCAGAAGUUAUCAGGCGCGCUCACGAUGCUUUACGCUUCUUUCAAUAUUUCAAGCAUGCAAUAGAGUGUAAGCCUUUACAGGUUUACUGUUCACCUUUGCUCUUUAGCCCCUUCAGCAGCAUGACUAGAGAUUGCUAUCAGAAUGAAAUGCCAAAGUGGGCAACCAUUGUGGGGAAUACUGGACUCGAGAACGAUUGGAGUUCUUGCCUUCAAAUUCUUGAGGGAAAUUCUUGGAACAGUCAAACGGUUGUCCGACACAUCCAAGGAUGGGCUGUGUCAAAGUUUCAGGGUAAUUUAAUUGAGGUUUCCAAUCUGGAGACUGGUCAAUGCAUCUCAAAACUCGAGACAAGUCACCAUCAAGUUUCUGAGAUUGCGUGGUCGCACGAUCGCACUCGCCUUGCAUCAUUCAGUUUCUUCGAAAAAAUUAGCCAGAUAUGGGAUCUGAAAACCGGCAAAUGUGUGUCGAAAUUGAAUAACGAUGCAGGUAUCGACUCUGCUGUCUGGUCAUUUUCCGGUGCUCGACUUGCUACACAAUCUCUGUCCCGAAGGAGAAUCUCGAAACCGCCGACUCGCGAGUACAUUCCCAGAAGAUUAUUUAAGAAUAGAGAUUAUGACAUGAUUGUUUUAAAAUCCACAACCAAGAUUUGGGAUACGGACACUGGCCAAUGUAUAUCAACUAUUCGGGGGGAGUGCAUGUUCCUUCUGAGAGGACACACGAAUAUGAUUCGGUCCGUGUCCUGGUCACAGAAUGGGAAUCGACUUCUUUCGCAAUCAAGCGAUGGAACUACACGAAUUUGGGACACUUCCAGUGACUCUGAUUGUCAAUAUACUCCAUCAGUCGAUAGGCCUGAUGGACAAGUACUAUCUAUUGCUUGGUCCAAUGAUAGAAAAUCGCUUGCAGUAGUAUCAUUUGAUGGGACAAGUCCUAACGAACUGACACUCCGGAUAUUUCAAGGGAACACCGCAGAGCCGAUCCUGAAAUCUCAAUCACAUCCGAUAUCGCUUAUUGGAUCCAAAGCUGCUCUGUUAUCCUGGGCACCACACGGAGCCUGGGUUGCAUCUGUAGCAGAUGGUACAAUAAAAAUCUGGGAUCCCAUUGCUAGAAGAUGCAUCUCUACAUUGUCGUAUGCCAUCUGGAGCCCCGGUGGUGUUACGCUUUUUGCUUGGUCACCGAGUGGCUCCAAAAUUGCAGCAAGCGCCAACGAGGGACUUCAUUCUUGGAGUGUGAGAAUUCUGAAUAUAUCUACUCAAGAGAUUCUGAGGCUUGAUUUAUCAGGUAGAUUACUCCAACUUUUCGAAUGGUCUCCCGAUGAGACCUUGCUGGCAUCAGCUACCGAAGAAGAUAGACAUCAUUUUGACCCAUUUCCGGGGACAACUGUCAUUCAAAUUUGGAGUCUCGCUCACGGACGAUGCUUGCUGACGUUUCGGCUAGAAACAAAGAUAACAUCCAUGUCCUGGUCGGACGAUAGCACAUGGCUCAGGCUAGGAUACCUCUGCGUAAAAGCAGGGGCAUUAUCUACAGUCAGUCGCCAGGAUUCAGCAGCAAUUGGCGUUGAAGGUGCCUCGUCUAUUGCUUUGUCUUAUGACGGAAUUAGGCAAGCAUCAUUUUCAGACAGGUCCAUCAAGGUCUGGCACAUAGCUAAGAACCAGUGUUUAUAUGAGCUUCAGCUCGAACUCUGUCAAUGGAUUGAAUUCGAUUCAUCCGAUUCGAGCAUGCUACACACUUCGGUUGGCACAUUUUGGUUUGCUCAUGAUGAUGGAAAGAGACUGCAUGCGGUCAAUAAUUCCGAUAGCGAAGAAUCUGGAUCACGACAAGUGGGAUAUGGCAUAAACAGCGAUAGAAGUUGGAUUACAUUUGAGGGGCAAGACCUCUUGUGGCUACCCCCAGAGUACCGACCAGCAAACCCCGAUUUGUUCGCUAUGUCGGGAAACACGGCAGCAAUAGGUUGUUUCUCAGGCCAUGUGAUGAUCUUGAAGUUUUCUGGGAUGAAUCCUAUUCAGUCUCUUGCUACCAGUACUAGGCAAGUACCACUUCGCGGGCUAGCUUAA